This is a messenger RNA of Trichomycterus rosablanca, 1725 nucleotides long. It is a transcript of the gene soul5, whose product is annotated as heme-binding protein soul5. Gene Ontology annotation, molecular function: heme binding. The record is from RefSeq and is a predicted model, not a curated record. Gene Ontology annotation, cellular component: cytoplasm. The transcript is spliced from 7 exons. NCBI's taxonomy places the organism in Eukaryota, Metazoa, Chordata, Actinopteri, Siluriformes, Trichomycteridae. Bases 77 to 727 code for a protein of 216 amino acids.
UAAAUAACAGAACUCUGGCAGAUGGUGUUAUUACCAAAAAUCACCGGGGGCUGCUGGACCACUUUUACUCUACAGCAUGAUUUGCUUGGCAGGCUCUGUUGUGUUGCUGUUAGCUGUAACAGCAGAGGCCAGAGUUGGAAACUCCAGUGAGCCUACCUCCUUCUGCACAGAGACCAAGGAAUGCUUACUGUUCGAUAUGAUCUGUGAAGGAGAAAAUUAUGAGGUGCGCCACUAUGCUGCUGCCAAAUGGGUGGCCACAGAGGCGGAAUCUGUCUUUAGGGAGGCUGCUGUUAUGAGAGCAUUCAAAACACUUUUUAAUUACAUCAGUGGUGAAAAUGAAGCAGGUGUUAAGAUUGACAUGACAGCCCCGGUUUUAGUCAAAGUGAAGGAAAAUGUGCCUUUGUUUGAAAAAUCAGUCUAUGUAAUGAGCUUCCUGUUACCAUCGGCCUACCAGAUAAGUGCUCCCAACCCAACGGACAGCACUGUGUACCUCACUGACAUGCCAGAUAUGAAUGUGUAUGUUAUGAGUUUCGGAGGCUGGAUAGUCUCACUGACAUCCAAACUGUAUUCUGGUCAACUGAAAGAUGAGCUUGACAAAGUUCAAGCAUCUUAUCUGAAAGAUUAUCGCUAUGAUGUCGGCUAUAACAGUCCAAUGGUGCUGCUGAACAGACAUAAUGAGGUGUGGUAUUUGAUUGAAGGGGAACCGGUGUGUCCACCAUCUGAAUAACAUUCCAUCAUCUCCUGUGCGACACAAAAUGGUGAAAAAGCACUAAUUCCAAGAACAAAUAAUCGAGGCUAGUUGUUUAUCAGUUUACAUUUACAUUUACAUUUUUUCUAUGUCAGAUUGUAUCAUCAUAGUAAAACUUCUUUGCCAUUCUCUUAUUAUUUAAUUGUAAUUUCUUGUGUAAAUACACACUUAGAAAUGCUGCUCUUAGAACAGCCUCAAAUGUUUGUGGCAUUGGUGUGACAAGGUGUUGGAAACAUUUGUGUUGACAUGCAUUGGUGCAGGUUGGCAGCUGCCAAAGACAUUCCUUAGACACCCCUGCAGCAUCACUAUAAGCCAAUUGUUGAUGCUGAUAUUAGGUUGUCCUGCAAACAUCUAAAUGAUAUGAAUAGGUUUACCCACCCACAGGUUUACCCUUCUCGCAUAUUUCUCCCAGUCUAAUCAUGGUCAAUUAGCUUAUUGUUAAUUUCUUGCUGCUUGUACCUCCCCAUGCUGGCUAAGAUGAGCUGACACCAUCAGGCUUUACAUGUAUACAUUUUUAUAACAGUCAUUUUAAACAUAUUUGUUCAUGCUCAAAAAUGUGUUGGUUUAUAAACGUGUAAGCAUAAGUUGGACAUAUAUAAAUAAAUAAAUAGCUGAAAAAAGUAACAGGCUAAUAAAAGAAAGUCAUCGAGUUUAAAGUAUCCAGUUUACGCCAAGAUCACAUAGAUGGCUGGGCACAUGUGCAUCAUUUACCCAUUAAAGAGGUUGCACGAGGAUGUCCUGUGAGACAGUUGCAGUUGAAACAUCUGCUAGUAAUGUCCUCGUACUAGAACACAGUAGUCCAAGUCUUGUGGAGUUGUUUUAAUAGCAUAUUAGGUGGGUAGUCCUAAUGUUUUGGCUCAUUGAUGCAUACUUUUAAUCAAAACCAGGUGAAGCACAUCACACACCUGCACAGUUGUAAUUGCUGCCAAAUUGGCUUCUACAAAGUAAUAAAAAUAGUCUAAAUACAUUUUGAAUAA